AUGUUCACGGAGCGCACUAAUGUAGGAGUGAUUGGAGGGGGAGCAUGGGGCACAGCCUUGGCAAUGCAUGCAGCAGCCAUGGGGCACGACACUCUCAUUUGGGCGCGCGAGACAGAAGUGGUCAGCAGCAUCAAUGACCCGGCAGUCAAGGAGAACACCACCUAUCUGCAAGGAUACAAGGUGCCAGAAGCUUUACGUGCCUCAAAUGACAUCGCGGCUGUUGUCGCGCAUGCCGAGAUUCUGCUGAUGGUCAUUCCGACACCGUUUGUGGCUGCCACAAUGUCCACCAUCAGGGACAGCCUACGCCCCGAGCAGAUCAUUGUGUCAUGCACCAAGGGCAUCCUGAAUGACACUCUGGAGACGGUGAACCAGAUUCUCACCCGAGUGGUUCCUGAGGCUCUCCACAGCCGGCUUGCAUAUCUCAGCGGCCCCAGCUUUGCAGCAGAGGUGGCACAGGGGAUGCCCACAGCAGUGACCAUUGCCAGCAAGACCGACACUGCCGCGGCGCGCGUGCAGUCGCUGUUCUCAACACCUCGCUUCCGCUGCUAUCGCACCACCGACGUCGAGGGGGUGGAGCUUGGCGGUGCGCUGAAGAAUGUGCUGGCGCUGGCGUGCGGCAUCAGCGACGGGCUCGGCUUUGGCUGCAACGGCCGCGCGGCGCUGAUCACGCGCGGCCUCAGCGAGAUGACGCGGCUGGCCGUCGCGCUGGGCGCCCACCCGCUGACCAUGGGCGGCCUGGCCGGCAUGGGCGACCUCGUCCUCACCUGCACAGGGGAUCUGAGCCGGAACCGCACGGUGGGGAUUCGGCUGGGGAAGGGUGAGAAGCUGCAGGACAUCAUCGACAGCAUGAAGGCCGUCGCUGAGGGAGUGCUCACCUCACGCUCUGCACACCAGCUCGCCCUGAAGCUGAAUGUGGAGUGCCCCAUCAUUGCUGGAAUCUAUCGGGUUAUCCAUGAGAAUGCAGAUGCGCGAGCUGUUGUCAGCGAGACCAUGAGCAGGGAGCUCAGAGCCGAGGUCGACCCAGAAUUGUUUGAAGCUGCUGCACGGCAGCGAUAAGCCAUAUUUGGAGGAAUGCACCCUGCAAAGACUGCGCCUCGGUUUUAUUGAGGAACCUGACGAUGAGCAGUGUUUAGAGGUCGCCGUAUACGUGUCAUGUUAUGAAGGCCGCCUUCAGGCCUGAGGUCACAGCCCCAGCAUCCUGAAGAUGUCGUGCAAAAUACAUGAGCCUAUUCAACCUUGUGCAAUAGUAGUGUCCACAAUGGUGUUGCUAAUGGUCCAUUGAGCAAGGUGAAGCUCGACAAUUGUGCAACAGGCGGUGUUUGAUUUAGAUACAGUAUGCUUUGCCACCCUUCCAAAUGUCACACGAGAAAGGCAGUGUAGGUAGAUGCAACAAUUGCAAUGAUUCCGCGUCAGAUUUGUGCCGUUCAACAUGAGCAUUGCUCAGGGUGCAUGCAAUGCGCACUACAGCACAGACAGCCUUUCUGGACGUGGAGGCAUGCUUAAUGAAUUGACGAAUCAAAUUUGUAUUGUAAUUACAGCUCCAAGUGUU
Molecule: messenger RNA, 1549 nt
Organism: Coccomyxa subellipsoidea C-169
Lineage: Eukaryota; Viridiplantae; Chlorophyta; Trebouxiophyceae; Coccomyxaceae
Product: NAD-dependent glycerol-3-phosphate dehydrogenase
Exons: 9
Coding region: 1-1056 (351 amino acids)
Biological process (GO): glycerol-3-phosphate catabolic process; carbohydrate metabolic process
Cellular component (GO): cytosol; glycerol-3-phosphate dehydrogenase (FAD) complex
Molecular function (GO): glycerol-3-phosphate dehydrogenase [NAD(P)+] activity; NAD binding
Source: RefSeq, a predicted model, not a curated record